AUGGCUGCUGAUGAAUACUACGGCUCCAGCGCUCCGCUCGAAUCCUACCAUACACAGCCGCGGUCUAUGGCGCAUCAUAGCGAUGGCAGUCCCCGGCCUUUUAUCAUGGUCAUGAGCAGGAGCAUGAAUAUGAGCAUGGGCAUGGACAUGGGCCUCUGGUACAUGAACAAGAAUAUGAGCAUGGACACGGACAUGGACACGGACAAGAAUAUGAACAUGGACACGGCCAUGAACAAACAACCAUAUGGCCCACCCACAAUUCAAGACUCCUACGGUGGCGGCUACGGCGGCGGCUACAGCCACAAUCACACAAGCGCACAUGGCCAAAUAGAACAAUACCACAACGACCAUGGCCAGGUAUCACAAUACACUGAUGUCGCAUCUCGAAAGAAAAAGCAACGUCACAGUAGUACAUAUUCACAGGAAGGCCAGCACCGUCAUAGUGCCUAUUCUCAAAGUGGCCAGGUAGUCGAGCAUCAACAUCACAAUGAUCAGGUAUCGCAUUACACUGAACAGGCUUCCCACAAGAAGAAGCAUCGUCACAGCGCCUAUUCUCAAGCAGCCGUAGAAUAUGAGGAGCCCUUCGACCCAAAUGCACCUGCUAGUGAGCGCGGUCUGGGAUCAACUCUAAUCAGCGGUGCGGCGGGUGGAUAUCUUGCGCACAAGACAGGUGGAAACUUCAUGACUACUAUCACUAGCGCAAUAGGAGGUGCGAUUACCGCAAAUGUAGCCAAUGACGAACUCAAGAAGCAUAAAAAGAAGCGGGAUAAGAAGGAGAGAGAGGAAAGGAGAGAAAAGAGGGAGAGGAGGGAGAAGAAAAAAUUAACCUCCACUACUCACACCACUUCAUACCAACUUAUAAACGCCGGCUCUUCCGGGUCAGGUGGAAGGAUAUCAAGUUCGGGGCAUGGAGGUCACAGUGGAGGAACGAGCGGUGGUGGUGGGAGGACUUCGUCGAAUACACUCCAAGUCGUAGUCGCAGGGAGUGGCCGCUCAAGCUCAAGACAUAGACGCAGCUCGUCGCACCAAAGCUCCUCCAGCAAUACCCUAUCUCCCAACGCAUAUAGCAGCCAUGGCUCCACUUAUGUGGUCACUCAUUCCCACUCCACCUCCCGUUCUCGUCGCCGCCGUGAUUCGUCCUCGGAAUCGGGCCGUUCUCGAGAGUAUCUCUCCAGUCACAGCCAUGGUAGAAGCCAUAGCCGGAGCCAUAGCCGAAGCCAUAGUCGAAGCCAUAGUCGCCGGCUCAGUUAUAGUAUAGAAAAGCCGACUAAGGAGCCUUUGCUAACUUCGUUAUUUGCAUACGGGUACUCAACUGGCGGAGGCCACGUAUUCAGUAGUGGGUCGAGCGAGAGAUCGAGAUACGUAAAGACGUCACAUAGACACCGUAAGAACCAUGUGCAGCGCGAGCACCGUGACCAUCAUCACAAGAGGGCUGGGAGCGCAGAUAGCUACAGUAGCGAUAGCUCCUCUAGCAGUAGCUCCUCCAGCAGUAGUAGCAGUAGUAGCAGUUCGAGUUCGAGCGAUUCCAGCCCUGACUCGGACUAG
Molecule: messenger RNA, 1545 nt
Organism: Morchella sextelata
Lineage: Eukaryota; Fungi; Ascomycota; Pezizomycetes; Pezizales; Morchellaceae
Exons: 5
Coding region: 1-1545 (514 amino acids)
Source: RefSeq, a predicted model, not a curated record